Molecule: messenger RNA, 1254 nt
Organism: Danio aesculapii
Lineage: Eukaryota; Metazoa; Chordata; Actinopteri; Cypriniformes; Danionidae
Product: uracil nucleotide/cysteinyl leukotriene receptor
Exons: 1
Coding region: 115-1059 (314 amino acids)
Biological process (GO): phospholipase C-activating G protein-coupled receptor signaling pathway; positive regulation of Rho protein signal transduction
Cellular component (GO): membrane
Molecular function (GO): G protein-coupled receptor activity
Source: RefSeq, a predicted model, not a curated record
CACACACACACACUAACUUUCAAUAACAUUGUUUAGUUCUUAAGAAAGUAACAUAGCUAAAGUCUGUCUGAUACUUAUUUUGACUCAGCAGCUCAACCUCUCGAAGGACAGACCAUGUCGAAUCACUCCGAAGUGGGGAUUUACCUGAGCUCUCACACAGAGAACAUCCUGCUUGCAAUCUUCUACAUGCUCGUCUUCAUCCUCUCAGUCCCAAGCAAUGCUCUGGCACUAUGGGUGUUCUGCCAUCGCAACACCACCAAAACUCCUUCCAAAGUGUAUCUGAAGCACCUGGCAAUAGCGGACAUGUCCUACAUAUUAGUGCUCCCCAUGCGAGUGAUCUAUCACCUGUCUGACUGUCAUUGGCCUCUUGGCGAAGCAGCUUGUCGUGUAGUGGGCUUCCUGUUUUAUGUCAACCUCUACUGCAGCAUGUACUUUAUGGCCUGCAUUAGCGCGGAUCGAUUGUUGGCUUGCAUUUUACCGCACAAAGCUAAAAAUCUGCGAAAGACCAGGAAUUCCAAUGUGGUCUGUGCGGUCCUGUGGGUCAUGGUGACCAUCUCUAUGAUGCCCGUCCUGUUCUCCAGAAACCAAGUGAUUAGAGAAUGGCAGAACGUGACAGUAUGUGAAAAGCUAUACAUAGAGACGUCUUCGAAUCCCACUGGAGCACUGGUGUCAGUUGCUGUUUCAUUCCUCGUUCCUUUGGUUAUUUUGAGUGUUUCUUAUAUUCUGAUAUAUUGGAGGGUCAAACAAAUGACUUUUCAAGAACAGACGCCAGCUCAGCGUAAGGCCAUGAGAAUGAUUGUACUUACGGUGGUCAACUUUGUGAUUGCUUUCGUGCCGUAUCACAUUCACAGAUUGUUUUUUAUCAAACAGCAUGAUGACAUGUCAAGGUCAGAAUCUGAAAGACAAAUGCUGUAUCUGGGAAAUCGUAUUACCUCAGCUUUGACAUGCAUCAGUGGCGUGUUGGAUCCUGUCAUGUACUUCUUUCUGGCUAAAAAUUAUCAAGAGACCUUGCUGCAGCUCUGUGGAAAAAGCCCCAAAUAUGAGCAAUCCACCACAUGAUCAGACUGGAAAGGUCUCUUGACAUCUUCUCUGUUAGCUGUCAGGCAUAACGAAACUCAGCAUCUGUAGCACAUGAGUUAAAGUGAAAGAACUGCACGACGUUCAUCACAUUCAGACAACUAGCACAAAGAUUCUAUCCUCAACAAAUGUGGAACUCGUAUUUAGAGUUGAGAAUUUCUCAAAUGAUAACGUUAU